AUGGGUUGUCCAUCAUCGAAAACUAUUACACCGGAUGUUACACCUAAACAUUUUUCAUUAGAUAAUGAAGCACCAUUAUCAGUGACGAAAACUAUUCCACAAUCAACACGUUUUCUUGAAAAUUAUCUUAUUAUUUGGCUUUAUGAUGAAAGUUCAAAUAAAUAUGACAAUGAAAUAAAACAAUUACGAAAACUUGUUUAUGGAUUAAAAACAUUUAAUAAUAUUGAUGCAUGUAUAACUUUUAUCGAUGGUAUUCAAGAUGAAAAGGUAUUUCUUAUUGUAUCUGGAAUGAAUCAAACACUCGAACAUUUUCAUUGUUUACCACAACUCGAAAAAUUAUAUAUAUUUGAUUCUUCUUAUAAACUAAAUGAUGAUAAAUAUGAAAAUUUAAAAUAUGAUAUUAUUCAAAAUAUCGAUAAUCUUUAUAAACAAGUUCAAGAAGAUGUAAAAUUAUGUGAAAUGGAUUUUAUACUUCUUACUGUUGUAUCUAUACCAUUAGAAGAUAUUUCAUGUUCAUCAAAAUUAACAAAAUCACAAGCAUCAUUUCUUUUUGCACAAAUGUUAAAAGAAAUUAUUGCUCGUUUUAGAUUCGAAAGUUGUUCUAAAGAUGUUUUUAUUGAUUUUUGUCGAUUACAUUAUAUAAAUAAUAAUGAACAAUUACGUAUAAUUGAUGAAUUUGCAAAAAAUUAUCGUCCACAUAAAGCUCUUUGGUGGUUAACAAAUCAAUGUUUUAUUUCAAAAAUAUUGAAUCGUGCACAACGUACGCAUGAGAUUGAUAUUAUUUAUAAACUCGGUUUUUUUAUUAAACAAGCUAAUAUACAACUUAAUCGUUUACACCAAGAAAAUGCAUCAUUAAUGGAAACAAUUUCUAUCGUAUAUCGUGGUAAAACGAUGUCAGCUACUGAAUUCGAUAAUACAAUAAAGAAUAAUAGUGGUGGUUUUCUUACGUUUACGAAUUUUCUUAUUGCUACUACUGACAAAAAAGCUGUUAUUGAUUUUCUUGAUCGUCGACUUGCUAUGCAUCCUGAUAUGAUAGGGAUUGUUUUCGAAAUAAAUAUCGAUCAAACAGUAUUUAAUGAAAAAAGUCCAUUUGCCUUACUCAAAGAUGCAGAUAUGAAUAAAAAUGAGAUUUGUUUUUAUAUGAGGACCGUUUUUCGUAUUGAAUCUAUUGAACAAACUAUGAAUGGUAUCACGAUGAUAUGGUUUGUUAAAUUAAAAUUAAUUGAUGAUAAUGAUCAACAAUUACUUCGUAUCGUAGCAUCUACUCGACAUGAUGAUGUACAUGCGAAUCCAGGUUAUUGUUUGGGUAAAUUGCUAAUGGAUAUGGGAGAAUAUAAACGUGCUGAACAAUUUCUUCUCGAAUUAUUACAAGAUUCGUCUGUUCGUAGUCAACCUCGACGUCUUGUACGUGUACAUAAUGGUCUCGCUGCUAUUUAUACAUAUAAUAAUAAAUAUGUUAAAGCUUUAUAUCAUUAUCAACAAGCACUUGAAACGAGCUUGACCUAUCUACAAUCUAAUCAUCCAGAUCUUGUACCUAUAUACAAAACAAUUGGUGAUAGUCAUUUGAACCAAAAAGACUACAUUCAUGCUUUAGAAAACUAUGAGAAAGCAUUAGAAUUGUUGGAACAAGGUACACCACAAGUUCAUGCCGACAUGAUUACUGAUCUACAUAUUUGUGUUAACAAGACAAAGCAAUUGAAUGAAAAUAAUAAGUAA
This is a messenger RNA of Rotaria sp. Silwood2, 1716 nucleotides long. The record is from the annotation of a GenBank genome assembly. NCBI's taxonomy places the organism in Eukaryota, Metazoa, Rotifera, Eurotatoria, Philodinida, Philodinidae.